AUGCCCGCGGGAGGCCCGGCUUGUAUAACAUGCCGUGAAAAAUGUCGUAAAUGCGACCGCACAAAACCCGUUUGUCAAAGAUGUGUCACCAAAGGCCUCGAGUGCAAAGGAUAUCCGGAAAAAUUCCGCUUUGCGGGAAUAGCAACCCGAGGCAAGUGGAAGAACCGGGCGGUCCCUACUGUAAGCCGUGAUACUGUCCCAAAUCAGCCAGACAUCGGAACCAAUCAUCCAAAUGCCAGCCAUAAAGAUUUUGAUCGGCAGUAUCCAAGUGCUUUGACCUCAUGCGAGGAUCAGAAUGUUGAACCACUGCCAAUUCUCGACCAUUCCCGGCCACAGCCAGAAGGGCGAGCCGUGGAGUUAGACGAUUUAUUAAUUCUAGAACAGACGGAACUUUUGUUGACACAUUGUAUUUUCGAAUCGGGCGUCUCGACUCACGGAGUUCAUAUUACGGGUGCACUGUCUAUCUGCAACCAGUUGCACUUGUGUGAUACCCUAUCCACAGAAAAUGAAAGAACGAUAUUUUUCUUAGGGAAUCUAGCAUGGCAGGUGAUCUCAUAUCGUUCUUGUGUCCGAUCCCAGUUCUGA
This is a messenger RNA of Penicillium robsamsonii, 585 nucleotides long. Its product is annotated as Zn(II)2Cys6 transcription factor domain-containing protein. Gene Ontology annotation, molecular function: transcription cis-regulatory region binding; zinc ion binding; DNA-binding transcription factor activity, RNA polymerase II-specific. The transcript has 3 exons. NCBI's taxonomy places the organism in Eukaryota, Fungi, Ascomycota, Eurotiomycetes, Eurotiales, Aspergillaceae. The record is from RefSeq and is a predicted model, not a curated record. Gene Ontology annotation, cellular component: nucleus. Gene Ontology annotation, biological process: positive regulation of transcription by RNA polymerase II. Bases 1 to 585 code for a protein of 194 amino acids.